Messenger RNA from Paramacrobiotus metropolitanus, 5216 nucleotides. Its product is annotated as ATP-binding cassette sub-family A member 2-like. Gene Ontology annotation, molecular function: lipid carrier activity; ATP hydrolysis activity; ATP binding. Lineage: Eukaryota; Metazoa; Tardigrada; Eutardigrada; Parachela; Macrobiotidae. Gene Ontology annotation, biological process: transmembrane transport; lipid transport. Gene Ontology annotation, cellular component: intracellular membrane-bounded organelle; membrane. The record is from RefSeq and is a predicted model, not a curated record.
AAUCAGCAUGCAGCUUUGAACAACUGCUGUAGAGCUCCCGGCGCAGUUGCAGAGCGUUCGUUAAUUUCCGUUUUUUCAAAUCCUGAAGCAAUGGCGGCCGAUGUGAAGUGCGAAACAGAUACAUCGUCGAGGAUGUCAGCGUACUUUUCCCAGUUGUUGCUCAUGAUCCGCCGGAAUCUCCUCCUGAAGCGCCGAUCCACCAAACUGGCCAUCCUGGAGCUCGUGGUGCCGACAUUCUUCCUGAUCGAGUUCAUCUUCCUGGGCUGCCUGAUGUCCGCGCGCAACGAGGCCUUCCCGGCAGUCCCCGAAUUCGUGGAGGAGCCGCUGCCGUACCCGGGCGUUCCCUUCCGCGAGUACGGCAGCUUCUACGCCGUCGGCUACACACCGGACAAUCCCGCCGCCGCCUUCAUCCUCAACUACACCAGCGUCUGGUGGAACCGGCUCAACACCUCCAACGCCCUGUACACGGCCGCCUUCCCCUCCGAGGAGGACGUCGACAGCAUCUACCUCAACGACACCUUCCCGGCCAUCGGGCUCGUUUUCCACGACGCCACCUUCCGCUCCUUGAAUUAUUCCCUGCGCUUCCCCAAUCAGUGGUUACCGCCUACGUCUCGCCCCUUCUUCCGCUACGGCCUUGCAUCUUGCCGACCGUACAACACCACCACCACCGAUCAUCCCAACAUGUGCCCGGCCAAUUCCUAUGCGUUGGCAGGAUUUACUGCUCUGCAGAAUCUCAUCUCCACCGCUUACACAAUUUGGAAGAGCAACGGCACCCUGGCCGGCCUCACCCCGUUGCACCUGACGACAAAACUGAUGCCGACGGAGGCGACCACGGUGCUACGCGGCGACGCCCAGCUAGCCGGCAUCCCGGCGCAAUACCUAGCCAACCUACUGGGCUUCUACGUGAUCUUCUUGGUGAUCGGCGUGGUGACGGAGAAGCAGCGCCAGCACAUCCACAGCAUGCGCCUGAUGGGCCUGCGCGGCUCCGUGUACUGGUUGAGCUGGCUGCUGAUCUACGCCGGGAUCAUGCUGCUGGCCUCCGUGUCGGCACUGCUCCUGGCGCGCUACUUGUCCAUCUGGCCCCGGAGCAGCUUCCUGCUGCUGUUGCUCGACUGCAUGCUCUUUGGGCUCAGCGUCAUCGCGCUCGGUUUCUGCAUUUUACCACUCGUCCAACGACCGUUGAUUGCCGGGCUGAUGACCUUUGCCUUGAUGGAGAUCUUCGGGUUUCUCUACCUGGCCGAAGUGUUUGCGCCCAUGAUGGCGGAAGCCGGGAAGUGGGGCAUGGCGAUCCUUUCGCCGGCGGCUUUCUUCAUGACCUUAUCACGGGUUGCGAAGGCGGAGGCUUCCGGUUGGGGAAUCUCUUUCGAGAACGCCAUGGAUGCUGACGGUAGCGGGUCGGCAGCGCCGUUCUCCUUCGGAUUUGCCCUCAUCAUGCUGUUGGUUGAUCUCGGAGUGUACAGUCUCCUGGCAGUCUAUCUUGCCAAGGUGAUGAUACUGCCAAGUUGUUGCCGUGGUUCUUCCUGUCACCUUCCUAUUGGUGUCCUGUUAAACAAACGGAAUCCUUUACCCCGGCCAGCUACGAUGCCAACAUCCGGCGGCUUUUCGAUACCGGCGACGUGGAAAUUCCUUCGGACAAACUGCGAGACAACCGCAGUGAUUUUCGAUGAUGUCCGUAAAGUGUACGCGCAACCGAAAGGUCAUCCGGUAGCCGCGGUGGACAGCUUUACCUACGAAGCGUACGAGGGCGAAAUCCUGGCGAUCCUCGGCCAUAACGGCGCCGGCAAGAGCACCCUCAUCAACAUGCUCACCGAUCUGACCGCGCUCACUUCUGGGACGAUUCUCGUCUACGGGAAGAACGUCAGCGAUCCGCUGCAGUUGCGCCAGCUAAGGCGUACGAUGGGCGUGUGCCCGCAGAGCAACGGCGUGCUCUUCGACACGCUGACAGUGCAAGAGCACCUGCAGUUCUACGCCCGACUUAAGGGUUAUUCGAACGAGGUCGUUGCGGAGAAAUGCCGGCGGGUCUUGAAGGAAACCGGGCUGGACGCGCAUGCGACACAGCCGGCGCAGCGACUAAGCGGCGGCCAGCAGCGGCGCUUAUGUUUAGCGGUGGCGGCCAUCGGCGAUCCCCGCUUACUGGUGCUGGACGAACCGACGUCCGGCAUCGACCCGUACUCGCAGCGGCUGAUAUGGGAGAUGCUGCGCGGGAUGCGGACCGACCGCGCCAUCAUUCUGACCACGCAGUCCAUGGAGGAGGCCGAUAUCCUGGCGGACCGGAAGCUGAUUAUGCGCCGCGGACGGUUGUGCUGUGCCGGCACGUCCUGGUUCCUGAAGAAGCGCUUCGGACAGGGAUACCACCUCACGGUGCUCCUUGACAAGGACGCCGAUGAAGCCGAUGAAGCGGCGCUGACACAGGUCGUGCGGGAGUUUGUAGCGGAGGCGGCACCGGGGCGGUCGCACGCGGCACAUGUGACCUUUGUCUUACCCAACACCGACACGUCCGCGCUGGCGCGACUCUUUCGCUACCUCGACGACAACCUGCAGCUGUUAAAGGUCAAGAGCUACGGUGUGUCAUUAAGCACGAUGGAGGAGAUCUUCCUUGCAUUGACGGCGGAAGCGGACGACGAUACGAACACCAGGAAAAAAGCCGGCAUCUGCGAUUCGGGUUUGACUUCCACCGUCUUCACUGCAGCGGAUUCCGGUGACAACAUUCCCUGGUGGAAGAAAUUUACAUACUUAGUCCGUGUGCGACUGUUGUUAAUGCUACGGUCGCGGCUGUCGCUGGCCUUCCACGUGGUCAUCCCGGUGAUGCUGCUGUUAAUGAACGGCGGAAUGUCCAUUAUGUCGGCGCAGUGGAAGGCCAAGCUGUUGGGCUUGGAGCCGCUUAAUUUAAACGACAUCGGCGACGAAUUCAUUUCCAGAAACGCACGCUACUUCGUAGACGAUCGUGCCGGAGCGCACUUGGAUCAUUUAGUCGAGCAGCUGAACCGAAGCCGGGUUCCCUUCGAUACAAUGCCGUACCGGGAGCUCCCGUCCUCUCCCAACCACGCCGGAGGAUUUAUAAUCCACAACUCUAGUGCGAGCGAGCAAGGUUUUGCCGCCAGCCUCGUAUACAACGGGACGUCGCAGCACGGUUUGCCGUUCAGCGUUAAUUUACUGCUAAACGCCGUGCACAACUGGCUGACCGCCGCCAACGAAACCUUCACCGUCACCAUCCACCCGUUCCCGGCGCUAAAGCCCGGUUUGGUGCAGCUGCUGCUGGACACCAUGCUGGGCUCGCUGCUCUUCAACGUGGCCGUCGUCCUGAUUCCGGGCGUUUACGGCGUGGACAUGUGCCGCGACCGCGAGAUCGGGAUGCGCCGGCAACUGCGGAUGACCGGUUGCCCGGCGGCGCUGUACUGGACCAGCGCCUUCCUGGCCCACUGGCUGCAUUACGCGGCGGCCUUUGCGUUUAUGCUCGGCCUGCUUUUCGCCUUCAGCGUCGCCGCCUUGACCCAGGCCGUGGGGGCGCUGCUGCUGCUCUUCCUGCUGUACGCGCCGGCGGUUAUUCUCGCCGCCUACUGCUUCUCGUUCCUCUUCGCCAGGAUGGACAUGGCCGCCGUCGGGAUACCCUUUCCCAUCGCCGUAUUGACCUUUCUGCUGUAUUUGAUCGUGUGUGUAUUGGACGCCUUCGGGGAAGCUGGUAGUGCGCAGACGGUCCACUACGUCUUGACCUUUCUCUUCCCGUUUUAUGGAUUCUUUGGCGCCACUUUCUACCUACAAAAGACGGGCCAGAACAGCGCCAACAGGGGAUACUUUGAAUGGAGCUCCAAUAUUCCCGUCGUUUUUAUCGCGCACAGCGUCCAUAUUCCGCUGUUGAUCCUGCUAUUACGCUAUCUGGACGGCAGGGACAUGCGCCCGGCGCCCUCUUCCGGAUGCCUAUCACCGGUACAAAGCGCGGAAGACCCCGGAGCAAGACCGGAUCAGGACGUGGAGGACGAGCGCGUUAUCGCCGGGAAAAUUGAUCCCGAAGCGGAAAGCAAGUCGUACUCCGUGUUGCUGCGUUCGCUGUACAAAUCCUACAACAAGCGAUGCCGGUUGGCCAGCGCCCUACGGAAGCAGAGCAUCAGCGAGCAACACGUCGCCGUCCGCGAUUUAUCGGUGGUGGUGCGUCCGGGAGAGAUCUUCGGAUUAUUAGGACCCAACGGCGCCGGGAAAAGCAGCACGCUGUCCAUGGUCACAGCCGAGGUGGCCGCGAGUCGCGGGGAGGUGCACGUCGCCGGCUACAGCGUAACGGAGGAAACGCAGCGGGCGAUGCAGUGUACGCGCUACUGCCCCCAGCGUGAUCCGCUGUGGGAUGACCUUAGUCUGCGGGAGCACCUUCAACUCUUCGCGCUGCUUAACGAUGUACCGCAGCAGCAGCAAGCGGACUACCUGCACACAUUAACGGACGCUCUGCAGCUGCGCGAGCAUCUGGACAAGCGCGCCUGUCAAUUGAGCGGCGGCACUAAACGCAAGUUGAGUCUGCUGAUCAGUCUGAUCGGUCGCGCGCCCCUUCUGCUGCUAGACGAGGCGACCACCGGCCUGGACCCGCAUAGCAAACGUCGCGUGUGGGGUCUCCUCCGCGCCGCGGCCCGCGGGCGGGGCGUCCUGCUCAGCACGCACUCCAUGGACGAGGCCGACGCCCUGUGCGACCGCAUCGGCAUCCUCGUCAACGGCCAACUGCAGUGCCUCGGCUCGGCGCAGCACCUCAAGGACAAAUUCGGCUCCGGCUACCUCCUGCAGAUUAAAACGCCGCACCUUCCGCCGCCUGGCGAUCAUGACGACACUACGGACGCCCAGACAACGAUCAUCACGGCCGUCCAAAGAGAAUUCCCGCACGCGCGUUUACUGGAGGAGGCGGGGCAGUUGGUGACCUUUGCUCUGCCCCGGGAGGAGCUGCCGGCGCUGGGCACCGUCUUCCUUCAGCUGGACGCAUUGCAACAGCAGUUGCAAUUGGAAGAGUUCGGCAUCAGCCAAACGAGCCUGGAACAGGUGUUUGUCCGCUUUGCCCGCAUGCAGACGGCAGCCGACGCUCUCCCGGAUUCGCCGGCGUAAAUCGCUGCUCCUUCCCCGGUCGCACACCGCCCAGUGCUGCGAUUUCCUGAACGGAUAUCUUUCGUUAAUAACCCGUUUAUUUUACUGCUUGGUAUAAAUACGAUUACAUGUGUUAUAAAUACGCAUGUACAUAUACAUAUUCA